Annulohypoxylon maeteangense is the source of this 1554-nucleotide messenger RNA. Its product is annotated as alcohol dehydrogenase. Gene Ontology annotation, molecular function: oxidoreductase activity, acting on NAD(P)H. The record is from RefSeq and is a predicted model, not a curated record. The transcript has 5 exons. The coding region runs from base 317 to 1363 and encodes 348 amino acids. NCBI's taxonomy places the organism in Eukaryota, Fungi, Ascomycota, Sordariomycetes, Xylariales, Hypoxylaceae.
CCUUGAAAUACGAUUGCUGAAUAAUCACCGACCUAGGUGCCGGAUGUAUUAACGGAAUAGAGUUAAGGAAGCUACACGAUGCCGAUUAAUUACUGAUUGGUGUAUGCUCCUGCUACAUCACGAUCGUUCGCUCGACAUUUGUCAUCAAUAGCGUUCCCAUAACCAUACAUCAGAUUAUAAAUCCUCCCUCACGUUAUAUCGCUAUAACAUUGUGGCCUAUAUAAACCGUCAUUCCCAAUUAGACAUAUCUCAUGAUUAAACAGUCUUCAAUUAAGGACAAUCGAUAAAGUUGCAACCAAGAUCAAGAUCUUUGACAAUGUCAGGAAAAGCUAUCGUCGGAGUCGAGAAGGGGAAAGUCGAAAUUCGCGAUGUGGAAAAGCCCAAUGUGAAGGAGGGUUAUGUGCUCAUCAAAGUGACCGCGGUCGGUCUAAACCCGGCGGAUUGGAAGGGCAUUGAAUACAAGGCGGCACCUGGCCUCAGGUUUGGCGCAGACUACGCCGGAGUUGUGGAGGAGCUCGGCCCCGGCGUGACGAAAUUCAAGAAGGGUGAUCGCAUAACAGGAAUAGUUCAUGGAGGAAACGAGCUCGAGCCAAAUGUUGGAAGCUUUGGCGAAUACACCCUUGGCAGAGCGGAUCUCCAAUUCAAGAUCCCCGACAACCUCACUAACGAGCAAGCCGCUACCAUCGGCGUAUCCACAAUAACAGUCGCCCAAGGUCUCUACAAAAGACUCGAACUCCCAUGGCCCACCUCCCCCACCCCAACGCCCUUCCCGAUCCUAAUCCACGGCGGCAGCACCGCGACCGGGGUCCAAGGAAUCCAGUACGCCAAAGCGUCCGGACUAACCGUCAUCGCGACCUCCUCGCCGCACAACUUCGAGCUCCUCAAGUCCCUCGGCGCAGACACCGUCUUCGACUACCGCUCCCCGACCGCCGGCGCGGAAAUCAGGGCCUUAACGCGCAAUGAACUGACGCUGGCUUGGGACUGCGUCGGCACAGGCGCAGAGCUCGUCGCGCACGCGCUCAGCGACGCGCUGCCGAGUAAAUACGCAAGCAUCAUGCCCGUCGACGCGGAGCGCGUCCACGCUAUCAAUCCGAAGGUUCAGGGUCCUGUGUUUCACAUCGGGUACGAUGUUUUUGGUGAGCCGUAUAUGUUUAUGGGGAACCCUGUGCCCGUGAAAGAGGAUGAGCACGAGAAUGCGGUUCGGUUCUUGCAGGUUGCGGCGGAGUUGUUGGGGUCGGGGAAGGUAAGGACGAUUAGGACGGUGGAGAAUUUUGGUGGGAAGGGGCUGGAGGGGGUUUUGCUUGGGUUGAGGGAGUUGAGGGAGAAGGGGGUUAGUGCUGGGAAGUUUGUUUAUACGAUUUAGGGAUGGGAUGGGAUGGGGUGGGAUGGUGUUUGGGAGAUUUUGAGGGUUGUGAGGGUGGGAGGUGGAGGUGCUUUUUGGGAGGGUGAGAAAUGUUGGUAAAAGCUGGCUUACCCCUAUUUCUAGGAAGCUAUUUAGCACGCGAAUCAUAAUAUGACGGCAUUGACAUACACAGGAUCUAUUUCAGUUACCUC